AUGUUGUCGAGAUCAAUUCUCACCGGCCUCUUCGGCCUCGCUCUCUGCGCCAACGCGCAGACUGAGGCCCCCAUCGUGACCGACAACUGUCCCACGGAUCUGUACCACUCCCAGCUGCAGAUCAAGCACAACAGCACUGUCAGAGGGUAUAUCGAAGCCUGGACCGACAGCCCUAUAGGCAUGGACUUCCGGGUCGUCCUGAAGGGCAUCGAAGGCCACGAAUCUCUGCUAUACCACAUCCACGAACACCCGGUCCCCGAAGAUGGCAACUGCUACGCGACGGGCGCCCAUCUCGACCCCUACGGUCGCGGCGAAAACCCUCCCUGCGACAUCGGAAACCCGGCGACGUGCCAGGUCGGUGACCUGAGCGGGAAGCAUGGCCCGGCUUUUGCACCCGACGACACCCAGUUCAUAGCCGAGUUCCGGGACUACUUCCUGUCCAAUGUGCCAGGAAGCCCGGCCUACUUUGGAGAUCGCUCGUGGGUGGUGCAUGCGCCCGAUAAGACGAGACUCAACUGUGGGAACUUUAAGAAGAUCGUCCCUGGAGAUGAUGGGAAAUGA
This is a messenger RNA of Aspergillus terreus NIH2624, 561 nucleotides long. Its product is annotated as putative cytosolic Cu/Zn superoxide dismutase. The coding region runs from base 1 to 561 and encodes 186 amino acids. Gene Ontology annotation, molecular function: metal ion binding. Gene Ontology annotation, biological process: superoxide metabolic process. The record is from RefSeq and is a predicted model, not a curated record. NCBI's taxonomy places the organism in Eukaryota, Fungi, Ascomycota, Eurotiomycetes, Eurotiales, Aspergillaceae. The transcript has 2 exons.